AUGGGGAAAAUGCGGACGGUGUUACAAAAGCAGCUACUGGCGACACGCAGCGGUUCGCAGAGAUUUAUCGAUUUCAAUGAUAACAUGUAUCUUACCAAUAUCACUAUCGGAACGCCACCUCAGACAUUUACAAUUGUACCGGAUACUGGAAGCUCAAACCUAUGGGUGAUUUCGAAAGAAUGCAAAUUGCAGCGGUGUAAAGGAUACAGUGACCCCAAGCAUCGCUACGACUCGAGGUACUUCUAUUCGGCAUUAUGCAGUGGCAGCCUUAGUCAAUUCGUUUACCGCCAUUAG
Molecule: messenger RNA, 294 nt
Organism: Gongylonema pulchrum
Lineage: Eukaryota; Metazoa; Nematoda; Chromadorea; Rhabditida; Gongylonematidae
Source: the annotation of a GenBank genome assembly